Acanthosepion pharaonis is the source of this 1209-nucleotide messenger RNA. Lineage: Eukaryota; Metazoa; Mollusca; Cephalopoda; Sepiida; Sepiidae. The record is from the annotation of a GenBank genome assembly.
AUGCGUGACUUCAGAAGUCUUGCGAAUGCUUCAUUUUUUUCUUCAGACAUUUUUUUCUUUCAUUUGAUUUUUCUUCGAUUCUUUCAUGCUUUAUUUUUCUCUGUCCCUCUAUUCCCAUCAGCUUUCCGAUCAUCGACUGUCAAUCUUUCUUUCUGUUUUCUUUGGUGGGUUUCAUAUUGUGUUUAUCAUAUAUUCUUCCUGUUUUAUAUUUUUCAGUUUUCCUUCUUUGAUCAUUUAUUUAACGUUGUUUAUUUUCUUUUCUUUCAUUUAUCAUUUUACAGUUUAUGCCUAUCAACCUCUUUCUUUCUUUUUAUUAUUUUUACAGUCGACAUUUAUCUUUUUUCUGUCUUUUUUACCAUUUCUCUCUAUAUUUCUUUCUUCUUUUUUUUUCUUUUUAUACAUCCAAAUAUCUUUUUGUUUCAUUCAUUUUUCUCUUCCUUCUUUUUUUUCAUUUAUCUACCCAUCCAUCCAACCGACCAUCUAUCAAUAACACCCAUUCUUUCUUUCUUUCUUUCUUUCUUUCUUUCUUUCUUUCUUUCUUUCUUUCUUUCUCAUCUUACAGUCUAUAUAUAUUUCUUUCUUUCUUUUUCUUUCUUUCUUUACUUUUCUAUCAUCUUACAGUCUAUAUAUCUCUUCUUUCUUUCUUUCUUUCUUUCUUUACAUUUUUAUUAUUUUACAGUCUAUAUAUAUAUAUUUCUUUCUUUCUUUCUUUCUUUCUUUCUUUACUUUUUUAUCAUUUUACAGUCUAUAUAUAUUUCUUUCUUUCUUUUUUCUUUCUUUCUUUCUUUUUUCUUUCUUUCUUUCUUUACCUUUCCCUCAUCUUACAGUCUAUUUAUACUUCUUUCUUCCCUUACUUUUCUAUCAUCUUACAGUCUAUAUAUCUCUUCUUUCUUUACUUUACUUUUUAUCAUCUUACAGUCUAUAUAUAUCUCCCAUUUCUUUCUUUUAUUAUUAUUUUUACAGCAUAUAUUUAUAUAUUUCUUUCCUUCUUUCUUCCUUCUUUUUUUUCUUAUAUCAUUGUUUUUAAAGCCUAAAUUUUUUCUCUCUCUUCUUUCUUUACUUUGUCAUAUAAGCUUUCUUUAUAAUAAUCAUUUUCUAUUUGUCCCUCUACUUUUCUAUCAUUCAUCACGCCUAUCACUCGGAGUGUUCGGAAUACUUCCGGAUCUAUCUAUCUAUCUAUCUAUCUAUCUAUCUAUCUAUCUAUCUUAG